AUGUCUGGUAAAAAUAAGCCACCAGACAUAGAUAGGCGAUGUGAGGAUUGUGAAGAGGAUAUCCGUAAAGGCAGUGCAAAAGACGAGAAUGUUCAGGUUUUGCCGGCGGACAAAGGGAAUGCCACCGUGGUCAUGGACACCGAAGAUUAUACAUCCAAAAUCAAUGACCUCUUAGAUCGGAGUACCUACAAACGGCUAACCAGAGACCCAACCCAACUCAUUGUCAGAACAACGAAAUCACUGGUACAAAAGUCGAGCCUUAAAGAUGAAAUUAAGAAAAAGGUGUGCAGAAGUGAAGCACUAACUCUACGAAUCUAUGGCUUACCAAAGAUCCACAAAGCCAACAUUUCCUUGCGUCCCAUUGUUAGUGCUAUAGGCUCACCAAUAUAUUACCUAGCCAAGCACCUCACAACCCUGCUUCAACCACACAUUGGGCAAUCCAACACGUACAUCAUUUCAUAUCAAAAAUAA
Messenger RNA from Acanthoscelides obtectus, 471 nucleotides. Lineage: Eukaryota; Metazoa; Arthropoda; Insecta; Coleoptera; Chrysomelidae. The record is from the annotation of a GenBank genome assembly.